AUGGCACAAGUAUUCAACGGUCGAAUCGCCGGAUCCUCCGAGAAACGACGAUGGCGAGGAAUGGAUGCUGUGUCCACCACCACCUAACGGCCCGCUCCCGACUUGUAUUCCACGCUUCUCCUAUUUCGAGCGCAUCCGCCUCCCCCCCCCCUUCUCUCCGCCUGUUUAUUUCCUCUCUUUCCCCGUCGUCGGAACGCCAAAUUGCUGCUCUUUCCCCCGCCGUUCCUCGCGAUCUCGGGACCCGAAUGCGAUUUGAGAGAGAGGGAAGGCAUGGGAGACGAGGGGGAGGGCGUUUGCUCAAAGGAGUCCGUCAAUGGUGGAACGGACGUCUGGAGCUCCUCCGCCUCUCCCGCUUCCUCCCCCGACCAUCUCGUCGUGAUGGUCCAUGGAAUCCUCGGGAGUACCGCUGACUGGCAAUAUGGAGCUAGUGAGUUCGUUAAAAUGCUUCAGAACAAAGUGAUAGUACAUUGUAGUGAAUGUAACAUGUAUAGGUUAACACUAGAUGGUGUUGAUGUUAUGGGCGAGAGGUUAGCAGAUGAGGUUGUUGAAGUUAUCAAUAAAAAGCCAGAAAUUCAAAAAAUUUCUUUCAUUGCACACUCUGUGGGAGGAUUGGUUGCAAGAUAUGCAAUUGGGAGGCUGUACAGACAUCCUGAAGGAAAUUCCUCACAGGAGAAUUUAGGUGGCGUCUGUGUCAGAGGAACCAUAUGUGGUUUGGAAGCAAUAAAUUUUAUUACUGUUGCUACACCUCAUCUUGGUUCCAGGGGAAACAGACAGGUUCCAUUUCUUUUUGGCGUCACUGCCAUUGAAAAAGUUGCUUCUCGUGUCAUUCACUGGAUAUUUAGGAGAACUGGUAGGCAUCUUUUUCUUACAGAUAAUGAUGAAGGACAACCUCCCCUUUUGCUCCGUAUGGUGGAUGAUUGUGGUGAUCUUUACUUCAUGUCUGCUUUGCGAGCAUUUAAACGUCGAGUGGCCUAUGCAAAUGUGGGCUAUGAUCAUGUUGUAGGCUGGAGAACAUCAUCUAUCAGACGUAAUUCUGAACUGCCAAAGUGGGAGGAUUCUUUGAGUGAGAAAUACCCACAUAUUGUAUAUGAAGAACAUUCAAAAGGAACCAAUGCUGAUCAAUGUGAACAAGAUUCAGUCAUAAACAGUGACUCUGAUGAGUUAGAGGAAAAGAUGGUAAUAGGCCUCACCCGUGUAUCGUGGGAAAGAGUCGAUGUUAGCUUCCACAGCAGCAGACAAAGGUUUGCUGCACACAGUGUCAUUCAGGUGAAAUAUUAUUUUAUGCAUGCAGAGGGUGCAGAUGUUAUACAACACAUGAUUGAUCAUUUUCUUAUUUGAGUGAGCUCUUUCAUGUUUGUGGCUCCUGAGACCAAUAUCCCUUCAUGAUCCAUCAUCGUGGACGAUAGAAAUGUCAUCAUUUAGUCAUGAAUGCGCAAUUCAGACCUCUAAAGGUCGUGCUUUCAGCUUGAUUCAGUUGAGCAGCCAAAGGCUUGAGCCACUGCAUAGCUGAAUUGCUAUCAUAACCCUUGUGCAAAUUGUAACGCAUCCUCAAGAUGACUUUGAGGAAUCACAAGAUAAACUAAUAUAAUAUAAUUAUUUGAUGCCUGUUUAUAGGUGUUAAUUUUUUGAAAGGUUAUUUCGCAAAUUAAAUUGGGAAAUUUGUUUCAUACUUGCAUAUUAAUUCUUGUUCUUCAAUAUUUAUGUAAAAAUCCUUGUAAAGUUAAUUGUUUGUACAAA
Messenger RNA from Phoenix dactylifera (date palm), 1737 nucleotides. Its product is annotated as lipid droplet phospholipase 1-like. The record is from RefSeq and is a predicted model, not a curated record. Lineage: Eukaryota; Viridiplantae; Streptophyta; Magnoliopsida; Arecales; Arecaceae. Gene Ontology annotation, biological process: lipid metabolic process.